Molecule: messenger RNA, 1065 nt
Organism: Poecilia latipinna (sailfin molly)
Lineage: Eukaryota; Metazoa; Chordata; Actinopteri; Cyprinodontiformes; Poeciliidae
Product: polymeric immunoglobulin receptor-like
Exons: 4
Coding region: 27-869 (280 amino acids)
Cellular component (GO): plasma membrane
Molecular function (GO): transmembrane signaling receptor activity
Source: RefSeq, a predicted model, not a curated record
CUGCAGGGAACCAUCAGAGCUUCAUCAUGAUCGUCCAUCACACUUUGUUCUGUUUGUUCUUCCUCUCUCUGCAGGACAGAAUCAGCAGUUCUGCUAAUGCACUGAUAAAUACGUAUGGAGCAGCUGGAGAAGAGGUCAGAGUUCAAUGUGCUGUUUCUUUCUCUGGAGCCUGGAAGAUCUUCUGCAGGGAAACCUGUGAAGGAGGAAACAUCCUGAUUAAAACAAAUCAACCCACCGAUCAGAGAGGAAGAUACAGAACUGAAUGUGUUAAAGAAGCUACUUCUGCUUUUUCUCUCUAUGUGAGCAUCUCAGAUCUGACCCGGUCUGAUGAAGGACGGUACCGAUGUGGUUUGGGCGACUCGUCAUCAUCAGGUUCACUCCAAGACUUCAGGCUGGUUGUUGUAGACGCUCUGCUGGAUGGAAGCAAAGUUCCUCACCUCCAUAAAGACGCUGGCAGCUCUCUGACAGUCGCCUGCUCCUUUAAAAGCUCUGGAAGGAAACGACAGUUCUGCAGAGGAGGAUGUGGAAAAGAUGAAGUUCUUCUUCAGACUGAUGGAGUCACAGCUGAUAAAAGCAGAUACUAUAUGAAAUAUGAAGAUCAAAAAUCCAGAGCAGUUCUGUUGGUGACCAUCAAACAGCUGGUCCAGUCUGACUCUGGUCGGUACCGAUGUAAACUGGAUGGAACUGGUUCCAGUAGUUCAUACAGAGACUUUCAGGUCACUGUCAGAACUGCAUCAGCCUCCACACCAUCAACUGGAACCAGUUCCAGCUCCAGUUCAGGAAGCUUCACAGCUUCACUUCCCUCUGAAACCUCUGGUCUGAAUCAGGAGAACUCGACAUCUAAAGGUUCACCAACCCACAGUGAGUGAUGGAGGAAAUGUAGCGACACGUCUAGGCUGCAGGCCCCCCAGGCCUGGAAUGGCCCCCUGCUGUAGAUAAAGAUUCAUCUUUGCUUUAGUUGGACUUGCAGAAAACUUGCUUUUGUUGCACGCUGGAAUAUUUUUGUAAAAAAGUUGCAGAACAGAGAAAAUUACCAGGAACACAAAUAAUGUCGAGUCGAUCACU